Pecten maximus is the source of this 1855-nucleotide messenger RNA. Its product is annotated as peroxiredoxin-like 2C. Lineage: Eukaryota; Metazoa; Mollusca; Bivalvia; Pectinida; Pectinidae. Bases 25 to 657 code for a protein of 210 amino acids. The record is from RefSeq and is a predicted model, not a curated record. The transcript is spliced from 7 exons.
CUUGCACAUGUCAUAAUAAACAAGAUGGCAGACGAAAAAGUUGAUGGUCUUGCAUGCAAGGGAGAAGAAACCGUUGUAGACUUCGACAAAUUGCAUGACUUGUUUGUUUAUGAUGAAUCGGGAAGCUCUCUUCGUUUUUCAGAUAUCUACAAACAUCAGAAAACGAUUAUUGUUUUUACGCGGCAUUUCCAUUGCUUUGUAUGCAAGGAUUACAUAGAAGAUUUAGGAACUGUUCCGCCUGAAUACCUCCAGGCCGCUGAUGUAGGCAUUGUGGCGAUUGGACCAGCACCAUUUAAGUUUAUAAAGUCAUUCAAGGAAGAAACAGGUUUUAAUUACCCUCUGUAUACUGACCCAGAGAGGAAGGUUUACAAGGCCCUCAACCUGCAGGAGAAGAUGGUGCAUGGCGAUGGCAAGAAUAAUAAACAUGUCAAGCAGAACCUCUUCAUGGGGUCACUGAAGAGUACCUGGAAUGCUUUGAAGGUCGGGGAGUUUGAGGGGAAUAUAAAACAGCAAGGAGGAGGUUUUAUACUAGGGCCGGGUGAUGUUGUACACUUCGCUCAUAUUGAUGCAAAUUCUCUUGAUCACACGCCGAUCAAUGACCUUCUGGAGAAGGCAGGAGUGGCCCCAGUGAGCUUCCCCAAGGACAAACGGGACUAGUGCUUAUAAAAUCUUCAGAUCAUGAUAUUUUAGUGUUAUGACACGCUCCCGUGAGUGUCUCUUCAGCGCCCUCAUCGUCGAUCUGCACUGUUGUCAUAUAACACUGUAUCAAUAACUAUCAUGAAGCUUAUUGUUUUUUACCACCAUAGUGUUUCAAAUUGAAAGGGCUGUGGUGGCCGAGUAGUUAAGGUGUCCUGACACUUUAUCACUAGCCCUCCACCUCUGGGUUGCGAGUUCGAAACCAACAUUGGGCAGUUGCCUGGUACUGACCGUAGGUCGGUGAUUUUUCUCCGGGUACUCCGGCUUUCCUCCACCUCUAAAACCAGGCACGUCCUUAAGUGACCCUGACUGUUAAUAGGACGUUAAACAAAGUAAAAUCAAGUUUCAAAGUGUUAAGUCUGUGAUAAAGUGUUCCAAAAUGGGGAUACAACUUUUUUUAUAUUGAAAAAAUUACUUAAAAUGUUUUUUAUGUCGCGCCAAGAAGUGGUCGGAGGCAUUAAUAGUACCCUUCUUCUGUCCAUUUUUUUGCCUACAAUAAAUUUAGUUGAAAGUUCUUUUUGGGGUCAAGCAUUGAAGCAGUGCAGUUAAAUAGUUGAAAAAAAGACCAUUUGACAUAAUUUGGUCUUUGGAUAAAUUUAGCAUUUUCAUCAAAGAUGGAUUGGGGCGAUAGUAGUACAUGUACAUAAUUUACUAUUGUUAUCAAUGGUUAUAUCUGUAAAUAACAAGACUAUGCCCAAUUAUAGAUACUAAUUUAAUUGCAGUAAAGGUACCAUGUAAGGAGAUGGCUUCGUUCGUAAGUUGUAGUAACUUGUGCCAAAUCCUAUUUUCCAGUUUUGGAAAAUGAAAUAUUUCUAAAGUCAAAGUACCAUAAUUAUUAUCUAAGAUGUCUGAUUUUUGUUUGCCUUUUAAAAAUCUGAUAUGGGCUGACUAGCUGAAGGUUUCUGAUGUUUAUCGGCCUGUUAAAAAUCAGAUAUUUGAAAGACAAUAAAACAUCAGGAAUCUUCGGAUUACGUACCAUACAGCUGCGUGUAACAGUGUAUCACUCUCGUACUUUUAAAGUCCUGUAACAAUACUCUAAAGUGCCAUAUGAAAAAAUCCAUACCAUUCAUAAAGAAGCUUGCUUGAGUUCCCAUUUCAUAUGAGAUGAGUUCUAUAAAGCGAGACUGUGAUUUUUCAUUUUUGUGAAAAUUGAUAUUUU